AUGGGUUCAACGAAUCCAACCUUCGCAGUUGGGGACCAUGAGGCUUUCAUGGAAUUCGCUCUCAUUCAGGCACAAAAAUCACCGCCAGCUGCCAACAAAUUCUGCGUCGGAGCCAUACUUGUCGACGGCGCUAACGGCAAGAUCCUAUCAACAGGGCACUCGCUUGAAUACCCGCGAGAUUACAAUGGAGACCUAGGCACCACGCACGCAGAGCAGUGUUGUUUCAUCAAGAUCGCCGAUGAAUACAACCUCUCUGAGGAACGCAUCCAUGAGGUCCUUCCGGAUAACACGGUACUGUACACGACUAUGGAGCCAUGCAACGAAAGACUUAGCGGCAACAUGAACUGCGCGACCAGGAUCUUGAGGCUUAGGAGCGCCAUCAAGACUGUCUACGUUGGAAUCAAAGAGCCAGGGACAUUUAUCCCACACAAUGAUGGGCAGCAAAGGCUAGAGACGAACGGGGUCAAGGUCGUAUUCCCUGUUGAACAUUGGCGUGAUAGGAUCACCAAGGUCUCAAUGACUGGACAUUGA
Penicillium psychrosexuale is the source of this 531-nucleotide messenger RNA. RefSeq names its product putative DRAP deaminase. The transcript has a single exon. Lineage: Eukaryota; Fungi; Ascomycota; Eurotiomycetes; Eurotiales; Aspergillaceae. Bases 1 to 531 code for a protein of 176 amino acids. Gene Ontology annotation, molecular function: diaminohydroxyphosphoribosylaminopyrimidine deaminase activity. The record is from RefSeq and is a predicted model, not a curated record.